Messenger RNA from Fusarium sp. VM40, 1164 nucleotides. Lineage: Eukaryota; Fungi; Ascomycota; Sordariomycetes; Hypocreales; Nectriaceae. The record is from the annotation of a GenBank genome assembly.
AUGUCGUUCUUGUUUGGCAGAGCCCGGACACGCACAGUUGCCGAUCUCCCAAAGCAAGCCCGUGAGCAUGUGCUGAAGCUUGAGGGGCCGCAAGGUCCAGCCAAGGCCGAGGAGCUUGCGCGCGUUUUGAAUCAGAUGAAGACUAUCCUGCAGGGAACCCCAGGUAUGCUUCCUCACCUUACGAGAACUCUGACCGAAUGGCUAAGACAUAUUCAAGAAGCCGACACCUCUCCAGAACAGAUCUUACAGCUCGUGACCGGCCUCAUCGAUGAAGACCUCCUUCACCUUCUCGCCGUCAACCUUUUCCGCCUUCCUUUCGAAUCCCGCAAAGACACACAAGUGAUAUUCUCCUACGUCUUCCGCUUCCGCCCUGCCACCGCCGCCCCCAAGAGCGACCCCCUUGCUCUGUCAUACGUCGUGUGCAAUCGACCUCAGGUCCUGGUAGAACUGUGUCGUGGUUAUGAUCACAAAGAGAGCGCUACUCCUGCAGGUUCCGUCCUGCGAGAGUUGCUGAAGAACGAGGCUGCGGCCGCCAUUAUUCUAUACGACGACGGGGACGAGCCAGGUUCUAGUUCGAAAGGGCUCAACGCCAUCGAUCGCGACCGGCCUCAAAGUGGAAGAGGCGUAUUUUGGAGAUUUUUUGAUUGGGUUGAUAAGAGCUCCUUUGAGGUGGCAGCGGAUGCUUUCACAACCUUCCGAGAGCUCCUGACACGACACAAAGACCUCGUACCAAGAUACUUGUCUGCCAACUUCGAGCUCUUCUUCACCAAGUACAACAACAUUCUGGUCCAAUCUACCAGCUAUGUGACUAAACGCCAAUCGAUAAAGCUCUUGGGUGAGAUCUUGCUUGAUCGCUCUAACUACAGCGUUAUGACUGCCUAUGUUGACCGUGGCGAGCACCUCAAGAUAUGCAUGAACCUCCUACGUGAUGAUAGGAAAAUGGUUCAGUACGAAGGGUUUCAUGUGUUCAAGGUUUUUGUUGCCAAUCCGCACAAAUCAAUUGCCGUGCAAAAGAUUCUUCUCAUGAACCGAGAUAAGCUUCUUACUUUCCUCUCACAUUUCCUUGAGGAUAGGACAGACGAUGAACAGUUCAUUGACGAGAGAGAAUUCUUGAUUAAGCAGAUCCGAAAUAUGCCGUCUGUUCCAGUCGCUCCUCAACGGUAA